Molecule: messenger RNA, 2261 nt
Organism: Mauremys mutica (yellowpond turtle)
Lineage: Eukaryota; Metazoa; Chordata; Testudines; Geoemydidae
Exons: 5
Coding region: 24-2237 (737 amino acids)
Molecular function (GO): protein binding
Source: RefSeq, a predicted model, not a curated record
GCAUUUUUGUGCCUUUUUAUCACAUGCGAGCUCUCAGGCAAAGGUUAUUAGCGUUCCAACAAGCAAAAGUUGACCAGACCUUUUUAAAUGAAAGGAAGAAUUUGUACAUCAUGAAAUUGAUUUUUGAGCUUAUUUUGAUUUGGGGACUGAUGAAGACUUCAAGAUUCCAGUGUGUGCUAGAAAAGGAGUAUUUCUGCUCUUCCAUUCCAGACAAUUUUCCAGAAGGCCUGACGUCUGUUCUCUUUGUUGUAACAAAGAUUGGGGUUAUCAACUCAAGUGUCUUCAACAGCCCAAACUUGAAAUCUGUCACCAGUCUAGCUCUAGCAAACAGUGGCAUCACAAGAAUUGAACCUGGAGCCUUUUACGCUUUCCGUAGUCUCAUCAAACUCAGUUUAUAUCAAAAUAAUCUGACUACAGUUAUGGCUUCUUGGCUUUCCAAACCAGGACACUUAGAAAACCUUACAGUGUCUCAGAACGUCAUUCAGGAAAUAGGCCCCCAUAUGUUGUCCAGUUUCUCUAACCUGACAACCCUUAAUUUAGCUAGCAACAGAAUUCAUAUGAUUGCAGGUGGAAGUUUGAAGAAUUUGUCUAAGCUAACUUUUAUUGAUCUAUCUGGUAAUAACUUAUCUACCUUAACAAGACAUGUGUUCAGUGGGCUGAUGUCUCCAAUAAUGAAACUGGGGGACAAUCCAUGGAACUGUUCCUGUGAACUUCAAGAUUUUGGAUUAUUUUUGCAAGAGCUGAUGAAUGCUUCUGUGUUGGAAGAUGCUUCGUCUGUGGUGUGUCAGAGCCCACAAGCCCUGAAGGGAAUUCCUGUUUGGAACAUCUCUGACUUUAACUGCCCACCUAUUCUCACAUCAACAUCAUUUGAGAAUGACUUCUAUAAAGUUGGAUUGCCAGCAAUGCUUCUAUGUUUAGUGUUGUUUUCAUUUCUUUUGCUGCUUCUCCUGCUCUGGAAGGUGAAACGAGAUAAAAAGCAAGUGCAGCCAGGUAAAGAAGCUACUGUUGAAAAUAGCCAUGAAAAACUAACAGGCCACCUUAACAAGAUGACAGAGAGACUGAGGAGCAGAGGACUGUCAGAUGAAAAGGUACAGACAACAGUGAAAAUUGACAAAAUCCAACAAAAUAGAAUGCAGAAAACUCGUGCAAAAUCUGCUUCACCAAUUCUGUUGAGAACUGAGUUUCAACACAGUAGUUCUCAACCCCAUAGACCAACUGAUGGGAACCAGGAGCAACCCAAAACCUUUUGCACAGUAAUAGAUGAAAAAGCCUGCAUGAAAAAUGAAGACUGCAACAAUGUUAUGGAACUGUGGUAUUUUAAUAGCUUGCAAGACUGCAAUAAAAAAGCUAUGCGUAAUCACAAUGCAAACACUUCACCAACUGAACUAUGCAUAGAAACCCCGAAAAAGGAUAGUUCAGAACUAUUAAAGCAGUCAUUGCAGGACCAUGGAAUUUCACAAGUGCAUUGGAAUGAUGAAAUUAAAGGAAGGGGUAAUAUGGAGAAUGCUGAACCGCUGUUGUAUUUAAGUGUUGCUAGUACAACUGAAGAGUCACCCAGUGUACCUGGCACUAAACAAAAAGAUGCUGUGAGUAGAAAUGUAAAUAUGAGGCUGUGUUCUUUGAGAAGAGUUCUUACUUGGCCAUAUGAAAAAAGCAAAAGGGAUGAAAGCCAAAACACUUUAAAUUCAGAUGAUUUUUUCAAGGCACCUUUCUGUAUGCUCACUAGUGAUCCUGGUGUCCCAGCAGCAGUCAGGAAAACAGAAGUCAAAGAUGAACAAAAUCAGUAUAAUUUCUAUCUACAUACUGUAAAGGAACAAAAGGCAAUUCAUGAUUACAGCAGUGGUAAACCUAACUUAAAGAAAGAAGCAAAACCAGCAAACAAAUUAGUAUCUCCACUUAAGAAAGGAGCUAAGCAAAUAGCCACAAUGGAAAAUGCAUGCAUCUCAGUGCCUGGGAAAGGAUUCAGAGGCUCUGAGACUGUAAAAAAGAAUAAGAAUAACAAAGAUAUACCUUUGCAGGCUGGAUUCUGCAGAGACAGUCUUCACUCGCCAGCAUCCUCAGACAAAUCUGGUCACACCUCCUCCCCAUGUGAUAAUACAUUGCUUGAAAAUAAUGAAUACACCUUCAUUGAUCUUUUGCAUGAAGUCGUGGAAAAUCGUGGGAGGUGGACCAGGCAGAGGUGGAAGCAGACCCAUCAAGUGCGAAUUGCUAGCCACCCCCCAAUGAAAUCAAAGUAAACUAAUUGCACUCCAUCAAAAAAU